GAGGAACAGAAGCUAGCUGUGGAAAUUGUACUAGGAAGAUGAGAAACUUGAUCCUGUGUAGCAUCAGUAGCUACCACGUGGUCCUGCGGGCUGCGCGCCAUGUGUGUCCAAAGAAGCAACGGAAGGUGACUGGGAUACGCUGCAUCCGAAAUAGACCGUGCAUUCAUGGUGUCGGUUUUGGAAGAAAUAGUAGGCGUUGGUGAAGAUCGGACAGGAGGCAUUCGACUAGACAAGGACAAGCUUUUUGGGCAUUCUGAAGUGGAUGCUGAUGAUGGGUUAAGUAUGGACGAUGGAUUGUGCAUGUGCAAAGGAGAUGAGCUAGAUGAUGGUUCAUGUGAUGUUGGAGGAAUGGAUGGGCAGCGGCUAAACUUCCCAGAUGUGUUGACAAAGCAUGACAAGAACCAUGAUGGACCAUCUUCUUAUUUGGAAGAAGAAAACCACGCUUGAUAAGAUGAGCGAGGGACCCUGAACCAGGAUGACUAAGACAAAGAUGCCAAAGAUCAGACGACACAGACGUAGUAGAAAAAGUAGCUGAAGUAGAAGGAGACAAACUAUACCAUGAAUACAAUCCCCCAAAGUAUUGCAUCGAAGAAGGAGGACGUUUUUUUAUCUUGUUUUUCUUAAUCAAAAUGAAAAAAUAAA
Messenger RNA from Rubroshorea leprosula, 642 nucleotides. NCBI's taxonomy places the organism in Eukaryota, Viridiplantae, Streptophyta, Magnoliopsida, Malvales, Dipterocarpaceae. The record is from the annotation of a GenBank genome assembly.